Molecule: messenger RNA, 902 nt
Organism: Trichobilharzia szidati
Lineage: Eukaryota; Metazoa; Platyhelminthes; Trematoda; Strigeidida; Schistosomatidae
Source: the annotation of a GenBank genome assembly
AUGGGUUUAGGAACGUCUAGUGAACUAUACGAUGUAGAUUCAAUUUUAGGGCUACAGUUGACAACAUUAGAAAAGGCCACCGACUUCUGUUUGCUGGAGUCAUAUCGAGUUAUAAUAAUCAAUCAAAUACACGCAGACAAUCUUCUUGUGAAUAACAAAACAACCGAAGGCUUAGAUGGAGCUGGAAAGACAACAAUUCUGUAUAGAUUACAGGUUGGCGAAGUAGUGACAACUAUUCCAACCAUUGGAUUUAACGUGGAAACUGUAGUUCACAAGAAUCUGAAAUUUCAAGUAUGGGAUUUAGGCGGUCAGACGAGUAUUCGACCGUAUUGGCGAUGUUAUUAUUCAAAUACAGAUGCUAUUAUCUAUGUGGUUGACAGUAUGGAUCGUGAUAGAGUGGGUAUUUCAAAGCAAGAAUUAUUCUCAAUGCUUGAAGAAGAAGAACUUCGUGGAGCUGUACUUGUCAUAUUGGCUAAUAAACAAGAUAUCUCAGGAUGUAUGAGUAUCAGUGAAGUAGCUCAAUCGCUUGGUUUAGCUGCUAUUAAAAAUCGACGAUAUCAAUUGUUUAAAACAUCUGCUCUAAAAGGUGAAGGUUUAGAGGAAGCAAUGGAUUGGCUGUCGAAUACUUUAUGUGGACAAAAGUAAUAUUCCCCACCAAAGAUAUUCAUUUAUUAUCACCGCAAAACCAGCUGCGCUUUCUCAAGCUAUCUAUUAUCACUGAUUCAAUCUUCCACACAGCAGUAGUAUGUAUGCCUGCCAACAUUCAUUUUGUAAAUGUUCUUCUUUUCCUGUCGUCUACGCCACCACAGGCUAAGUUUUUUUUUAUUAUGUUGAACUCUCAGUCUAAUUUUUUUUUAAAUAAUUCUUCAUUUGUCUGUUCUUGUAUCCAGCAUAAUUGUACA